Messenger RNA from Ziziphus jujuba (common jujube), 1859 nucleotides. RefSeq names its product F-box protein PP2-A13. The transcript has 3 exons. Gene Ontology annotation, molecular function: protein binding. Bases 719 to 1576 code for a protein of 285 amino acids. NCBI's taxonomy places the organism in Eukaryota, Viridiplantae, Streptophyta, Magnoliopsida, Rosales, Rhamnaceae. The record is from RefSeq and is a predicted model, not a curated record.
CAAAACGCUCUCACUCAAAGCGCGUUCAACUUAAUCCCAAAACAACAGCAGCACAGGCGAUAUCAAGUAGCGCGUGAAAAUCAUUUUCGAAAACGUGAGAGUACGAUUGUCAAGCAAGAUUUCUACAGUUACAAUGGAUAAGAACAUGUCUUCGUCUUCUUUGUUGCCCUGUCAACUUCCAAAAACCUGGUAGCUCACAGUCUGUACCUCCGUUGAAGGACGGCGUAGUCUUACGUGCUUCUCUUUUUUUCUUUUUCUUGUUUUAUCUUGGUUUACCCACACGAGAGAUCACCAAGUCUUUAGUUAUCCAGGCUCUUUUUUUUUGUUUUUCUUUUAAUCUUUCUCUUUCUCUCUCUAGCAAUACCCAGAAAGAUUUGAGCUUUCAGAUUCCAGAGCAAAAAUUUCGAUGAUUUAGGCUUCAUUUUCGAGAAAACGAGAGGAUUAUUUGAGAGAUUCAGCUUCUGGGUAUUGCAAAUCUCCCAUGUAUUUGAAUUCAAAUUCUGGGUUAAACGCCGUUCUCUUUACAUUUCUGUCACUUGAACUUUCCCAGAAAAUUUACAAGUUCAGGUUCAAAUUAAAGGCUUAGAAAUCGAAAAUCCAGAAUCUGGGUUUUUUCUGGUUUUGGUGUUUUCGGAUUUCGUGUUUUUGAUUUUUGGGGUUUUGGAGAUAUAUAUAUAUAUAAAUAUAUAUAUAUAUAUAUUUUUUUUGGGAGGCGUCAAUGGGUGCUAAUAUGUCAGGUGGAGUUACGGACAUGGAAGGUGUAGUGAAGCCAAGGCUUGGGGAUAUUCCAGAAAGCUGUGUGGCAUUGGUUUUGAUGUAUAUGGACCCGCCUGAGAUUUGUAAAUUAGCUAGGUUGAAUCGAGCCUUUCGUGGAGCUUCUUCAGCGGAUUUCAUCUGGGAAUCGAAAUUACCUUCGAAUUAUCGGUUUAUUAUUGAGAAAGUUUUUCAAGAGACGAAAAUGGUGGAUAACCUGGGGAAGAGGGAAAUCUAUGCUAGACUUUGCAAGCCUAAUUCAUUUGAUGGUGGCACUAAGGAAAUUUCGCUGGAUAAAAGUACUGGUGGAAUUUGCUUGUUUAUUUCUUCAAAAGCGUUAACCAUUACGGGGAUUGAUGAUCGGAGAUAUUGGAAUUUUAUUUCAACCGAGGACUCUAGAUUUCAGACAGUUGCUUAUCUGCAACAAACCUGGUGGUUCGAAGUAGAUGGAGAGUUAGAGUUCCAAUUUCCAGCUGGAAAGUACAGUCUAUUCUUUAGGCUUCAGCUUGGCAAGUCCUCCAAGAGACUUGGUCGUCGGGUUUGCAACUCCGAACACGUCCAUGGCUGGGAUAUCAAACCAGUGAGGUUUCAGUUAACAACUUCUGAUGGUCAGCAAGCUGUUUCCCAGAGUUACUUGGACAAUCCAGGAAACUGGAUUAACUACCAUGCUGGAGAUUUCGUUGUUGAGGAUCCUAAUGCUUUGAUGAAGAUCAAAUUUUCAGCGACUCAGAUUGAUUGCACUCACACAAAAGGAGGUGUCUGUGUAGACGCUGUGGUGAUAUGUCCCAGUGAUGAAGGAAAAGAAGGUAAAUCGUUUUUGUAGGGAGAAGGAGGUGUAAAAUUAAUACAGGAAGUGUGUGCUGUCUGUCAUAUGGAAUGUGUGGCCAGCCCCCAGCAGGAUGCAGAAAAUCAGAUAGUGGUUUAGUCUUUUAAAAAAAAAAAAAAAAGGGGGCAUUUUAAUGUCAUUUAGAUGUGAUUCUGUACAUAUUAGCUUAUUUGGGUUUGUUUCAUUGUUGGUUUUUUCCUUCAAACAAAAAGAAUGAAUUUGCAGUGUGCCAAUUUUGAUACUUAGAAUUUUGUGUAUAUACACUUCUCUUUUUGUUCCA